UCUUAUCCUGGUUCUAGUGCUUGCUAAAAAAACACAGCUCCUCUCAUAUUUUUUUCUCUAUACAAUCUCUCUGGCUUUAGCUUGAUUGUUAAUUCAGUUGGGUCUUCAACCAUGUCCUCUUGUUCCCCAUUACCACUGGCCAUGAGCAUUUCCCCACUUCCCAGUUCCCAGAAGAGAGCUCUUCCUUCCAAACUCAUGCGCAUCCCCAAGGAGCCACACUUCAAUCAUGACUUCUCUGCCACCAAGAAACUACUGGCUGGUGUGGACUUGGUUGCAGACUUGCUAGGUGUCACACUUGGCCCUAAGGGGAGGAAUGUUGUGCUGGGGAAUAAGUAUGGCCCUCCAAAGAUUGUCAAUGAUGGUGAAACUGUUCUUAAGGAGAUUGAAUUGGAGGACCCUUUGGAAAAUCUUGGGGUGAAGCUGGUAAGACAAGCUGGUGCAAAGACCAAUGACCUUGCUGGUGAUGGCAGCACUACCUCUAUUGUUCUUGCUCGAGGCUUAAUUGCCGAAGGUGUGAAGGUUCUCUCAGUUGGAAUGAAUCCUGUUCAAAUUGCACGUGGAAUAGAGAAGACUGCAAACGCUCUUGUUUCUAAACUCAAAUUGAUGUCACGCGAGAUCGAAGACCAUGAAAUUGCACAUGUUGCAGCAGUAAGUGCUGGGAAUGGUCACACAAUUGGAAAUAUGAUCGCUGAUGCCCUGAGAAAGGUUGGAAGGAAGGGUGUGGUGAGAAUAGAGCAAGGAAGAUCCUUGGACAGCAAUCUGGAGAUUUUAGAAGGGAUGCAACUCGACAGUGGAUAUUUGUCACCUUAUUUUGUUACUGAUCGUGCCAAUAUGUUUGUCGAGUUUAUUGAUUGCAAGAUACUUUUAGUCGACAAGAAGAUUGCGGAUCCAAAAGCGAUGUUUAAGGUAUUGGAUGGUGCAGUGAAAGAGAAGUAUCCACUCUUGGUUAUCGCUGAGGGUGUCGGGCAAGAAGUUCUAGCUCUGAUGAUUAGAAACAAACUUAAAGGUGUGUUUAAAGUAGCUGCUAUUAAAGCUCCGAGCUUUGGAGAGGGCAAGAGCCAUUUCUUGGAUGACCUUGCUAUACUGACAGGAGGAAAAGUUGUCCGUGAUGAGAUGGGAUUGACUCUUGAAAAGGCUGGGAAAGAGGUUUUAGGUAAUGCUGCAAAAGUGGUGAUAACGAACAAUUCUACAUUGAUUGUUACAGAUGGAAGCACCAAGCAUGCAGUGGAAAAACGGGUUCAUCAAAUAAGAAGUCUAACUGAGAGUACUGAAGAGAAAUUCAAAAAGAAAAUACUAAAUGAAAGGAUAGCAAGGUUGUGUGGUGGGAUUGCUGUUAUCCAGGUAGGUGCACAGACAGAAGUUGAAUUGCAGGAUAAAAAGCUUAGGAUUGAAGAUGCUAUUAAUGCAACCAAGGCUGCGAUAGAGGAAGGUGUUGUUGUUGGUGGUGGAUGUACUCUAUUAAGAUUAUCGACAAAGGUGGAUUCAAUUAAGGCAUCUUUGGACAAUGAUGAGCAAAAGAUUGGUGCUGACAUCUUCAAACAUGCCUUAAGUUAUCCCUCAAAAUUAAUAGUAAAAAAUGCUGGGAUGAAUGGCAGUGUCAUUGUUGAGAAGAUUUUGUCCAUAGAAGAUUUAAGGUAUGGCUACAAUGCAGCUAAGAACCGUUAUGAGGACCUGAUUGCAGCUGGAAUUUUAGACCCAACAAAGGUAGUUAGAUGCUGUUUGGAGAAUGCCGCUUCAGUUGCAAAGACCUUUUUGACAUCAGAUGUUGUUGUGGUUGAGAUGAACCAACCUAAGCCCAUCCAUAUGAAAAUACCUCCGUCACCUUACAAAGUGAUGUCAAAACCAGGUACGGCCCUGAAAAUUUGAAGCUGAAGCUUGGAAACAUCAAGCGAUUAAUCGGCCUUAUGAUGAUCAUCUGCUUGUUUAUGCAUUCCUUCUGUUCAUAAAUCAGGCAUAUUGGCAAGGGGAAUGUUGGCUGUGAGUUUGAAUCAGAUAUGUCAUGCAGUGAAAUAAAUAAGAUAAUUCUUCCAAUAGGGAAGUAAAAGCUCAAAAGACAAGUCCACAAUCCGAGUUAUCCAGGAGAGUGUUCGAGGAUGGAAUGUCUAAAUUGCGCCUGAUAGAAGUGUUCUUUUUUGUAAACAUGUUUAGAUGCAAAUGCUGUUAGAAAAACAAAUCAUUAUGUGAGUGACGAGUCAUUGUUAGUUUUGACUCUUUCAAGUAUGAAAAUGUUCAAUUUAGCCCUCCCGUAAUUUAAAUGAAAAUAUUUUUUUCGGUUCUUUUAUC
Dioscorea cayenensis subsp. rotundata (Guinea yam) is the source of this 2283-nucleotide messenger RNA. RefSeq names its product chaperonin 60 subunit beta 4, chloroplastic-like. The coding region runs from base 112 to 1866 and encodes 584 amino acids. The transcript is spliced from 14 exons. Gene Ontology annotation, cellular component: chloroplast stroma. Lineage: Eukaryota; Viridiplantae; Streptophyta; Magnoliopsida; Dioscoreales; Dioscoreaceae. Gene Ontology annotation, molecular function: ATP-dependent protein folding chaperone; ATP binding. The record is from RefSeq and is a predicted model, not a curated record. Gene Ontology annotation, biological process: protein refolding.